This is a messenger RNA of Cajanus cajan (pigeon pea), 2171 nucleotides long. RefSeq names its product protein NRT1/ PTR FAMILY 2.13. Gene Ontology annotation, biological process: transmembrane transport. Gene Ontology annotation, molecular function: transmembrane transporter activity. Gene Ontology annotation, cellular component: membrane. NCBI's taxonomy places the organism in Eukaryota, Viridiplantae, Streptophyta, Magnoliopsida, Fabales, Fabaceae. The record is from RefSeq and is a predicted model, not a curated record.
UGCCUAACAGUCUAAUGUAUGGAACCAUAAAGAGAGGUAGCUAUAGGAACACAAACAUCUGAGAAAUAUUUUGGGAAAAUGUCGGGUGCAGAAGAUAAGGGAAAAACUGUUUCUCUCUCUUUUGGGUCACUUCUAUGCUGUAGAAGUGGCUUUUCUUCAACUUCAAGUUCAACAACAGAAAAAGAAAAAAACAGUGAUGAACUUAGCAAAAACAGUUCAGGAUCAGCCAAGAAACCAGGAGGAUGGAAGGCUAUGCCUUUUAUUUUAGGGAAUGAAACGUUUGAGAGGUUUGCAGCAUUUGGUUUGUUUGCUAACUUCAUGGUGUAUUUGACAAGAGAGUUUCAUUUGGAUCAAGUUUAUGCUUCAAACAUUCUCAACAUAUGGAGUGGUAUUACCAACUUUUUCCCUUUGAUUGGCGCCUUCAUUUCUGAUGCAUAUAUUGGUCGCUUUCGGACUAUAGCCUUUGCUUCCUUUUCUUCACUCCUGGGGAUGACCGUGGUGACUUUAACCGCGUGUUUAGCACAGUUGCAUCCUCCACCAUGCAGUCCUGAACAACAAGCACUGAACCAAUGUGUUAAAGCCACCACACCCCAUGUGAGUGUUCUUCUUACGGGGCUUUGCCUUUUGAGCAUAGGCUCUGCUGGCAUAAGGCCAUGUAGCAUCCCCUUUGGUGUCGACCAAUUCGAUGCCACCACAGAUGAAGGGAAGAAAGGGAUCAACAGCUUCUUCAAUUGGUACUACACCUCUUUCACAAUUGUGUUGUUGAUCACUCAAACAGUGGUUGUGUACAUCCAAGACUCCAUUAGUUGGAAGAUAGGUUUCGCCAUCCCAACCGUGUGCAUGUUUUGCUCCAUCAUCUUGUUCUUCGUGGGAACAAGGAUCUACGUGCAUGUGAAGCCUGAGGGAAGCAUUUUCUCUAGCAUUGGGCAAGUUCUAGUGGCUGCUUAUAGAAAGCGAAAAUUUGAGCUUCCGAGUGGGAAGCAAGUUGAUGGGGUUUUCUAUGAUCCUCCACUUAGUGGGACUCAGAUUUUGUCAAAGCUUCCGUUCACCAACCAAUUCCGGACUUUGAAUAAAGCAGCUAUAAUAAUGGAGGGGGAACUAAACCAAGAUGGGAGUAGGGUAAAUGAGUGGAAACUUGUGAGCAUCCAGCAAGUGGAAGAGGUUAAAUGUUUGGCAAGAAUUUUCCCAAUCUGGGCUGCUGGGAUCCUUGGUUUCACUUCCAUGGCCCAACAAGGAACAUUUACUAUCUCACAAGCACUGAAAAUGGACAGGCACCUAGGACCCAAAUUCCAAAUCCCACCUGGCUCACUUUCAGUCAUAUCAUUCAUGACCAUAGGUUUGUGGGUCCCAUUCUAUGACAGAGUCAUGGUGCCAGCACUCAGAAGAGUCACUAAGCAUGAAGGGGGCAUCACUCUCCUCCAGAGAAUUGGAAUUGGCAUGGUGUUCUCCGUUCUGUCCAUGAUUGCUGCUGCAUUAGUGGAGAAAGUGAGAAGAGAUUUGGCAAAUUCAAAUCCAAAUCCAAAUCCUUUGGGCAUUGCCCCCAUGUCAGUCCUGUGGCUGGCUCCACAAUUAGUCCUUAUGGGCAUGUGUGAGGCCUUCAAUAUAAUUGGACAAAUUGAGUUCUACAACAGGCAAUUUCCUGAGCACAUGAGAAGCAUUGCUAAUGCCUUGUUCUCAUGUUCUUUUGCUGGGUCUAGCUAUGUUAGCAGUGCAAUAGUCACUGCUGUUCAUCAUGCCACUAGAACACAUAGCCAUCCAGAUUGGUUGACCAAUAAUAUCAAUGCUGGCAGACUGGACUACUUUUACUAUCUCAUAGCAGGAAUUGGAGUCCUCAACUUGAUUUAUUUUCUCUAUGUGGCUCAAAGGUAUCAUUACAAGGGAAGUGUUGACCUCCUAGAUAAAGCUCAAGAUAUGGAGUUAGCUUCAAAAGGAGAAUUAGAUUACUAUAGUGCUAGGUAUGAAGAUUCUAAAUAAAUAGGAGGAAGAAAAAUAAAUAUAUAUACAUCUAUGUUAAUUAGUAUAUAUGUCUAUCUUUUCCUUGGUAGUACUGGACUAUGUAACAGGUUUCAAUCUAUCAAUUUUCUAGUUAGGGUAAAUAAUUUAUGCACUGAUAAUGUAAAAACUUAUAUAUUAUUAUUUAAUCACAGAGAGUUAUAUGUAUCGUAAGCUUA